This is a messenger RNA of Atta colombica, 1089 nucleotides long. Its product is annotated as transmembrane protein 151B-like. The record is from RefSeq and is a predicted model, not a curated record. The transcript has 7 exons. NCBI's taxonomy places the organism in Eukaryota, Metazoa, Arthropoda, Insecta, Hymenoptera, Formicidae. The annotation marks the transcript as partial.
AUGAAAGAAUUUGGAAAAAAGAAAACACGGUGGUGGAUAGAAACAACAACUCCUGAUAAUAACACUGAUGCCAAUUAUGUCGUCAACAUCAACGCCGACGCAGACGCCAAUGCAGACGCCAACACCAACGUCAACGCCGACGCCAAUGCCGACGCCAAUGCUGACGCCGACGCCGAGCGUCGAUUACUUCUAUCAGUCGGGGCGCCAUCCCGUCGCGGGGAUGCUUCUAUGAUAAACGGUAUAAAACGGCAGCGACCAAUACCUCAGACCUUAUGCGGCGCGCUGCAAAAGGAACCGAAUUGCAAAUGCCUGGUGCUAACAGUCCUUAUAUACGGCUGUCUUGCAGCAGUAACAUGGUGCAGAUGUGCCAAUGUUACUAAGAUUAUGGUCAACUACACCAAAUUCCCUAUUAGAAGUACGAAACACGUAUCAUCGCCCUGUGAUGACGGCUAUAUAUAUAUUCCGGUAGCAUUUAUGGGGAUGCUGUAUCUGGUUUAUCUGGUGGAGUGCUACCAUUCGCCAAUCAGGAUCGAUCUAUUACACACGGAGAGCCAGGACAGCGUGUUGUCCAAAUUGGCACAGCUAAAGAUGGCACAGCCGCGAAUAUGGUGGAAGGCAGUUUCCUAUCACUACGUGCGCAGGAAGCGGCAAAUCACGCGUUAUAGGAAUGGAGAUAAUUAUACUACCACACAGGUCUAUUAUGAAAGGGUGAACACACACUCGGCUACCACUCACUACUAUUACGACUAUUGCGGAGUGAAAGACAUCAGUAAAGAAUUGAUACUCGAGGCCAAGAUACCAAUUACGAAGAUCACACUUACUAAGGGCUUUGCAUUUUCGAAUAUAAGAUCCGCUACGGAAUUCGAAGAGGCACGAUCAAGAUUUUUCGCCGAACAAGAAGUUAGUGAUGAUUAUAUGGAGAUGAGAGAAGGUCUUGAUCUUGGAUACAAUGUUAAUACGAUGCUGGUUGCUGUUCUCGGUAAUCCAUGGUUUACAAAUCACUAUAUUUAUUGGAGUCUGAGCGCUCUGCUGCUUAGCUGGCCGUUACGAGUAAUCAUCGAAUACAAAACACAAUACGCCGAUUAUCAG